AUGCGGGAAGUUAAAAGCAUAAUAGAAAGUAUUGGACGUGAUCAUAGUCGUGCGGUUAAAUUUCGCAGUAAGAGUUGGUACAGUACUAAAGGCCUCCCUGUAAUGAGAGACCACUUAAAACGAGUUGAUAUCAGUCUUGAUGAUGUUGAUGGAUUGAACAUAAUUCAUGUAAGUGGUACAAAGGGCAAAGGUUCUGUGUCUGCUUUUUGUGAAAGUAUAUUACGAGCAACUGGGUUCAAAACAGGAUUAUACAGCUCACCACAUUUGGUAGAAUUACUUGAGCGAAUCCGUAUCAAUGGUUUAACACUGACAAGGGAUGCUUUCAGUAAAUAUUUCUUUGAUGUCUACAAUAAAUUAGAAAAAACCAGAGUUGAUGUUGUCAUUCUUGAAGUGGGCAUUGGUGGCGCUUAUGAUUGCACCAACAUUGUGCAAAGCCCGAGAGUGGUUGGCAUCACUUUAUUGGACUUGGAUCAUACAGAUUUGUUAGGAGACACGAUUGAUAGCAUAGCAUGGCACAAAGCUGGAAUAUGCAAGCCUGGCCGACCAGCUUUCACAAUCCCACAAGUAAAGGAGGCCAUGGAUACAGUGAGACGUAGAGCCAAUGAAAUACACGCGCCGAUUCAGAUUGUGCCCGACUUGGAUGAUUACGAUUGGCAAGGGAAGCCAAUGAAGCUUGGACUUGCUGGGGAACAUCAACGUAUUAACGCAUCUUUAGCAAUACAGUUAUGUAGGACAUGGAUAGAAGAACAUAACCUACAUCACUCAGACAAGAGAGCAGGGUUUGGACAUACUAAUACAUAUAGCAUGGAUGGCAACAUUCAGACAGCUUCAGCAUUCAAGUUACCAGCCACGUUUAUAUCAGGACUUCGCGACUGUUGCUUGCCAGGGCGUACACAAAUCAUAAAACAUGACAAUGUCACAUACUAUCUGGAUGGAGCCCAUACACCAAUGAGUAUGAAGGCUUGUGUUAAGUGGUUUAAAGAAGCAUCGGCAGAAGAAGAACAAAUUCUUAACUCACAACAUUUGGUAGACUUUCGUGAGCGAAUCCGUAUCAAUGGUUUAACACGGACAAGAAGUGUUUUCAGUAAAUAUUUCUUUGAUGUCCACAAUAAAUUAGAUUCAACAAAAUGCGGGUAUCCUGAAACUAUACUGAAUCGAUUCAGAUCCAUGACACUAAUGGCAUUGAAUGUGUUCAUACAUGAAAAGCUUGAUGAUGUUGAUGGAUUGAACAUAAUUCAUGUAAGUGGUACCAAGGGUAAAGGUUCUGUGACUGCUUUUUGUGAAAGUAUAUUACGAGCAAAUGGAUUCAAAACAGGAUUAUACAGCUCACCACAUUUGGUAGAAUUUCGUGAGCGAAUCCGUAUCAAUGGUUUAACACUGACAAGGGAUGUUUUCAGUAAAUAUUUCUUUGAUGUCUACAAUAAAUUAGAGUCAACAAAAUGCGGGUAUCCUGAAACUAUACUGAAUCAAUUCAGAUUUAUGACACUAGUGGCAUUGAAUGUGUUCAUACAUGAAAAGGUUGAUGUUGUCAUUCUUGAAGUGGGCGUUGGUGGCGCUUAUGAUUGCACCAACAUUGUGCAAAGCCCGAGAGUGGUUGGCAUCACUUUAUUGGACUUGGAUCAUACAGAUUUGUUAGGAGACACAAUUGAUAGCAUAUCAUGGCACAAAGCUGGAAUAUGCAAGCCUGGCCGACCAGCAUUCACAAUCCCACAAGUAAAGGAGGCCAUAGAUACAGUGAGACGUAGAGCCACUGAAAUACACGCACCGAUUCAGAUUGUGCCCGACUUGGAUGAUUACGAUUGGCAAGGGAAGCCAAUGAAGCUUGGACUUGCUGUGAACAUCAACGUAUUAACGCAUCUUUAG
Molecule: messenger RNA, 1863 nt
Organism: Saccoglossus kowalevskii
Lineage: Eukaryota; Metazoa; Hemichordata; Enteropneusta; Harrimaniidae
Source: RefSeq, a predicted model, not a curated record